AUGGAGAAGGCAUAUGAUCAUGUUAACUGGUAUUUCUUACUUUACUUACUUGGGAGGUGCGGAUUUUGGGUGAGAUGGUAUAUAGCAACAACGAAGUUCUCAAUUUUGGUGAAUGGCAAUCCAGUUGGUUUCUUAAACAGCUCUCGAGACCUAAGACAAGGAGAUUCGUUAUUCCCACUACUUUUUGUCAUUGUCAUGGAAGCGCUUAGCAGAAUGUUAACAACUUUAGUAAAUAAUAGAUUUGUGGAUGGAUUCUCGGUUGGUGAUCCCAAUAUGGGUAAUCUUAACACUUCUCACUUACAAUUUGCAGAUGAUAGACUAAUCUUUUGUGAGGUAGAUAAAAAUCAUAUUCAGGCACUGAGAGCACUUCUACUAUGUUUUGAAGCGGCAUCAGUGUUGAAAGUGGAUUUUGACAAAUCAGAGCUGGUGCCAGCUGGUAAUAUUCGUAACAUUCGGAAGUUGGCUAACACUCUUAGAUGUAAGGUUUCCGCUCUUCCCAUGAAUUACCUUGGCCUUCCGUUAGGGGCUGCCUUAAGGGCUAAAUCAAUCUGGGACACAGUGAUCAAGAAGAUAGAACGUAGAUUAGCAGGUUUUCGGGUUUCAUGCGAGAAAGACGCUUCGGUGGUUGAUCUUAUGGAAAUAUCUAGGGAUCAAGUCUAA
This is a messenger RNA of Juglans regia (Persian walnut), 660 nucleotides long. RefSeq lists its product as uncharacterized. The transcript is spliced from 2 exons. Lineage: Eukaryota; Viridiplantae; Streptophyta; Magnoliopsida; Fagales; Juglandaceae. The record is from RefSeq and is a predicted model, not a curated record. The coding region runs from base 1 to 660 and encodes 219 amino acids.